AAAGUUAUGUGAGAAAAGCGUUUGUUGUAUUAGCUGCGACAGCGACAAUAAUCGUCAGGAAGAAUGGGGAAUAUUUCGAUACACUAAACAACUGUCAAGAAUUACCUUUGAUGUAUCUUUUGUAUUCAGCCUGUUACCUGAUCCCAAUGUGCUCGAGCGGUAAGUGAUAGAAGUUUUCGAGAGAUGGACGAUGCCUGGGACAUGGCGUACUCGCUGUUCAAGGUGUGGCUGUCUAUAGUGGUUGGACUUAUAGUAGUGCCGGCAAUGUUUGGACUGUCCCUUGGAGUCACGGACGUCUACAUGAAAAUACUAGUGAAAAUCCUUGAGUGGGCCACUCUGAGGAUCCAACGAGGACAGAGGGACCAACCCUCCCCCACAGCCCAACUUCCCAAUGGAAUCAUCCAGAGAGAUGACGGUUCAAUGGCAGAAGAGAUCGGUGAACUGCGGAGGAACUGGCCUCAGUCCCUGACCGGCGGAGACUUCACCCUGUGUGACGCCUUCUACUUCUGCAGGAAAGGGAUAGAGACAAUCGUGGAGGAUCAGGUGACUCAGCGCUUCACGUCUGAAGAGCUGGUCUCCUGGAACCUUCUGACCCGAACCAACAACAACUUCUGUUACAUCAGCGUGCGGGUCACCAUUAUAUGGGGUCUGGGUGUGUUUAUACGUUACUGCGUCCUUGCCCCUCUCAGAAUCACUCUGGCCGUAAUUGGACUGAGCUGGUUAGUGAUCGGCACCACUCUAGUGGGACUGCUGCCCAACAGCAAAGUGAAGGAUUGGCUAAGUGACCUGGUUCACCUGACAUGCUACAGGAUUUGCGCCAAAGGCCUCUCUGCUGUCAUUCACUACCAUAACAAGCAGAAUAAACCCAAGAAAGGAGGAAUAUGUGUGGCUAACCACACGUCACCAAUUGAUAUUGUCAUUUUGGCAAAUGAUGGCUGUUAUGCCAUGGUGGGACAGGUUCAUGGGGGUCUGAUGGGGGUCAUCCAGAGGUCAAUGCUUCGCUCCUGCCCCCAUGUUUGGUUUGAGAGGUCAGAGAUGAAAGAUCGACACGCAGUGGCCAAAAGGCUGAGGGAUCAUGUCGCAGACAAAACCAAGCUGCCAAUUCUCAUCUUCCCUGAGGGAACCUGCAUCAAUAACACAUCUGUCAUGAUGUUUAAGAAGGGAAGCUUUGAAAUAGGAGGCACUAUAUAUCCAGUGGCCAUCAAGUAUGACCCUCAGUUUGGAGAUGCCUUUUGGAAUAGUGCUAAAUACAACAUGGUGAGCUAUCUCCUCAGAAUGAUGACCAGCUGGGCUAUUGUGUGCAAUGUUUGGUACCUUCCUCCCAUGACCCGAGAGGAAGGGGAGGAUGCCGUCCAUUUUGCCAACAGAGUGAAGUCAGCCAUAGCCCGUCAGGGCGGGUUAGUGGACUUGUCUUGGGACGGAGGGCUGAAGAGAGAGAAAGUGAAGCAGACAUAUAAGGAAGAACAACAGAAGAUGUACAGCAGCACAAUUGUAGGGCCCGUCAGCAGCUGACGCUCACUGCUCUGCACCAGCUCCUACACUUGUUUACAUUGUUUGUGAACUUAAUGUGAAAUUGGGGAGGUUUCAUCAAAUAUGAAAUGGGAUGACACAAAUAUAAAUAUAUAUUUUUUAAAAGUAUGGUCUAUAAUAUGGAGAGAAAAAAAAUAAUAGUGCUGUGUUUGGCUGAAGAUUAUUAUGCUGCACGUAAAAUUUUCGAACUGACCUAUUUUUUCAACUGAUCGAUUUUCUCAGUGCAAAUGAUAUGAUAACUGAGCUCAUUUUAUAUUUAAUGUGACCAUGUAUGUUCCAUGGAACAAAAAAAAAAACUAUACUGGCAUCAGUUUGCUGUUGUCAUUUUUAAAUCAGACUCUUUAUUUUUACAGGGUUGUGUCAUUGUGCUACGUUGAAACAUCUCUUUUAUUAUUUAAACAAAGCGUUAUCAAAAGUGUGUUAGUUUUUACCAAAGGAUUGCUGUUAUAUUUGCAGGUUUGAUCAUCACCAAGCAGAUAAUUCAAAUUGAAAUGCAGUUGUUGUUGAUGUAGAUUAUUCCGUUGAAAUAUACUAAGGGCCUGAAUGUGUUUCACAAGGCUUGUCUUUAACCCUUUAACCUUUUGGUCACACCAGAUUGUCAUAUGUGACAGGAUUUCUUCCUGAGUGCCUUAAAAUAAACCUCUUAAGGAUUAUCAAUGUU
Molecule: messenger RNA, 2191 nt
Organism: Chanos chanos (milkfish)
Lineage: Eukaryota; Metazoa; Chordata; Actinopteri; Gonorynchiformes; Chanidae
Gene: gpat3
Product: glycerol-3-phosphate acyltransferase 3
Exons: 13
Coding region: 184-1512 (442 amino acids)
Biological process (GO): triglyceride biosynthetic process
Cellular component (GO): endoplasmic reticulum
Molecular function (GO): glycerol-3-phosphate O-acyltransferase activity
Source: RefSeq, a predicted model, not a curated record